UUAGCGUUCCAAGUUUAAAAUUCAAAAACAAUUAUUAGUUUUAGCAAGUUUUAGGUUAUGUUUCGUAAAGUGAAUGUGAAGUUUUAGUGGUUCCAUUUGCAAAAUGGAGUUUUAAAACAGUUUUUCAGUCAAAGUAUUUCGAAACAGGAUUUUCGUGACAUAAUUUAAUGCCGCGAUGUCGCUCCCGGAUGUGACGUCAGCGCGCAGCUCGCCGACGCCUCCGUGUCCUGAGUGCGACACCAGCGCCUCUGUCACUUCCGAUUUGCACAAGUACCAAGUAGCCUGCACAUGCAAGCCGUCAGCCGCCUACGCAAGAGCUGAUGACCCUGGACCCCCACCCCCCGCGAAACCGGACACCCCACCAGCGCUACCACCACGCCCACCGACGAAUCUCCUCACUGGUCGAAGGAACAAUGCGGCGGUCAACUGCAACACCAGCGCCCCCUGCCGUCGCCACAAGUACGCGUGGUGGUGCGUCGGGUGCGGGGCGCUGGCCGCGGCGCUGGGGGGCCUGCUGGCGCUGCAGCACAUCAUAGUGCGCGUGUACACCGAGUCCCCGCACCACCUGGAGACCGUGCCCGCCGCCGUGCCCGCCGCUAUGUUGGUGCUAACCGGAGUAUGCAUAAUGAGCCUGGCCCGACGCCGCAAUCGAUACAGCUAUAUGAUAAAAGUAGUUGGAGCCUGCUGUCUGGUCUGCGCCCUGACUUGUGUUCUGGUUACCAUCACGACGACGUACAUACAUAUGAACAAGCUACAAAAAUUGCAGCAUUGCGAAUACACCAAGCUGACUAGAACGUGUACCUGUUCUUCUACUCGUCCCGACACCGCUCACAAUAGCAAGGAAGAAGAACUCCGCUGCGUGUUCGAAGGUGUGACAAGCUGCGAGGUGGUCCGCGGGGCGUUACUGAUAUGUCUGCGAGGGGUCUUCGGUCUGUCCGUCUGCGCUGUGCUUGUCUGCAUGUUCAGUUCGAUGCUGGCUUAUCAGUUAUUACGACAUGAACGUAAGAAGAUGUAUUGGGAACAACUUGAGCUUCGUUGCCGCUCCUUAUAUAGACCACCUACAGGACAACAGCCACAGCCUAGAGCUGUUCAGCCAAGUUGCAGCUGUUGCGCUCAGUGCCACCCCACGCAGCCCGCCUGGGACAUCAGUCUGCAGCACAGGUUCUGGGCUCCUGGUCGCAUUGGAAACCUGUACUCACCAAACCCUGGCACUGUAAGGAAGACUUCCGCCUGGAGCUGGUUCCCAUGGCCCAGGAGCAACAGCCAGAACUCUCGCUGCCGGAUGGGAGUCCCUCAAUCUGGAGACAGCGCCUACGGUUUUUGUGAGACUGAAACACCCACUAACCCUCAAGGCUUCGAAGAACGGUUCCCAGCCAACUUCCAGACCUUCCAACGGAAUCAAGCUGGAUUUCAGAGCUCUGGGACCUUCCAGAACUACCCAGCACAAAUGCAGCAAGGUUAUCAAGGACAAUACCAGGUUGAAGGAUUUGGGGAAGCCAGUGGUAGUUUCGACGCUCAAACCGGAGUGUGGGGCCCGCCCCCGCCAUACAGCCCUCAAGGAAGAAGCGGCAGCCGCCACCAUCUCCACCAAGACCCAGCCGCAGCCACACUGCUUCACCACCACCACAUCGACGUCCACCGGAACUCGACCCACGAGCACGCCAUGCCCCACACCUGCCGGAACUCCUAUAUGCUGACCGACCGGGCCGAUAUCAGCCAGCGACCGGACCCCAGGAUAACAGAACUCGCAAGAAUGAACCCAGAACUCGCAAGAAUCAAUCCAGAAUUGAUCCGCAUAAACCCAGAACUGACCAGAAUCAACCCUGAACUCAUCAGGGCCCAGGAAAUCGCCCGGAUCAAUCCGGAACUGAUCAGAACGCAGGAGCGGAUAAACCUGGAGUUACGGAACCCGGAUAUUCGGAACUCGGAUAUGUUAGGCCAGGAUAUGAGGAUGAUGUAUCAGCCUGAGGAGUUGGGGAGGCUUCAGGAGAUGACUGAAGGGAGGUUUAACACGCUGAGGGGGCAUUUGGUGCCGUAUCCGUGUCAGAGGACUUUAGGAAUGAGUGCCGGUAACCUGACCAAUCUGCACAGAGACUGUCGAAUGGACGACAAUGUUACAGUCGAGUGCUUACACCAAAAGAGCGCAAGCAAAGUUUCAGAUCAAAGUACUGACUCGUGCCCUCCGAACCCGAAACAAGGCAAAGAAAACUUAGGCUUCCAAAAUGACAAGCAUUCCCCGAUUCGGUCUUCUAUGCAAGAUUGUCAUCGCGUGAACCAGAAUGCCGAAUCGGAAGUCUAUUUUGCUGAUGUGUCUAGCUGCUGCAACGUUUCUGUAAAGGCGGAUUGCUGCAUGAACCCAAACGUCUCAGCGCUCGUCGGUACCAUCGAAAACCACCCUGAAUCCACAUCCGAGUCCGACACAGGCUCCUUUACCCUAACGCGACAGCAGCGCCCCCAACCGCAGGUCGGCUCAAAACGGCGACCGCGCCAAGAAAAACACGUCAAACCGAGAGAAAAUAAUUCUGUGAGACUAACAGAACAACAGAUAGAACAGCUUAACAAUUCUAUGAGAAUGAUGAACGAAUCUAGAGUGAGCGAAAGAAUGAAUGAUUCUAGGAUCAGCGGAAUCAACGAUUCUAGAAUGAGCGAUAGAAUGAACGAGUCCAGAAUUAAUGAUGCUAGAAGUGCCAAUGAUUCUAGGACAAGCGAGAGAAUUAAUGAGUCUAGAAUCAAUGAUUCUAGAAGCGUGAAUGAUUCUAGGAUAAGUGAGAGGAUGAAUGAGUCCAGAAUCACUGAUUCUAGAAGUGCCAAUGAUUCUAGGAUAAGCGGAGUGAUGGAUUCUAGGAUCAGCGAUAGAAUGAACGAGACGCGACUAAGCGAGCGCUUAAACGAUUCUAGAAUCAGCGAUAGGCUUAAUGAGACUAGGUUGAGCGAGCGCGUGAUAAGCGAUAGAAUGGAGCGAGAUUCUAGAUUGAGCGAAAGAUUGAACGACACUAGAAUGAGCGGUCGUAACGAUUCUAGAGAUCGCUUGAACGAUUCUAGAGAUGAAGAGAAAGUACGUCAAGUAAGACUGCCAAGAUUCAGUCCAAAAUCGAAUCAUCCUAGACAGUUGAGUUCAGAAUCUAAUAAGGCUGAAUUCUUCGUGCCUCCACCGCCAAAUCUGCCUACAGAAAAACAAUUGAAUGAAGAGAGUCAAGUAUAUUCUAACGAAUCUGAAACAGCAUGUCUCGGUCCUGAUUCUCAAUACGAAAGUGUGAGAGAGGAGAAAGAUGAGAUAAAAGUACAUCAUCAUAGACAUUGCUAUAGUGAUACUAAUACUAUGGAUUCCGGCUGGCAGAGUGGCUCGGAAAAACAGGUCACUGAUUAAUGCAAGCAAGAACCCGUCUAGUAGGUCGUGAACUUUGCUCGGGCAACAACCCGCUGGGCGGGUUCUAACCAUACAAGCGGUUAUAGAUAACUUCCGGUUUCUGACGUAGUGCGCCAUUCCUGAUCUGGCAGUGAAUGUGUUAAAAUUGGUUGUCAGAAGUGGAUUGAAAGUACGUACAUCAAUGAAUGACGAAUGUCAUUUAUUUUCUUUCGAUUGUAUUAAUUGUGUUACUUAACUUCAAAUCUGGGUAAAUCCGUUCUGCUUUAAGGUUGAAUAUAUAAAAAAGUAAUAUGAUCUGAAAGAUAAUCAACCUUAUAGCAGAAUGGUUUUUCCCAAGUUUUGAAGUUAAGCGACACAAUUGUAAAAUUGGAAUGAUUUUUCCAAGUAAAUUCGAAUUUGAAUUAUUGAAUCUUAAAACUGAAUUUUAGAAAACGAAAAUACUUUUUAUAAAAAAAUACUUGACUUAAAAUGCUCAGUGC
This is a messenger RNA of Leguminivora glycinivorella, 3846 nucleotides long. RefSeq lists its product as uncharacterized. Lineage: Eukaryota; Metazoa; Arthropoda; Insecta; Lepidoptera; Tortricidae. The coding region runs from base 176 to 3367 and encodes 1063 amino acids. The record is from RefSeq and is a predicted model, not a curated record. The transcript is spliced from 19 exons.